Messenger RNA from Condylura cristata (star-nosed mole), 4147 nucleotides. RefSeq names its product exocyst complex component 4 (gene EXOC4). NCBI's taxonomy places the organism in Eukaryota, Metazoa, Chordata, Mammalia, Eulipotyphla, Talpidae. The record is from RefSeq and is a predicted model, not a curated record. Gene Ontology annotation, biological process: exocytosis; Golgi to plasma membrane transport; chemical synaptic transmission. The transcript is spliced from 18 exons. Gene Ontology annotation, cellular component: growth cone membrane; synapse; exocyst. Bases 13 to 2940 code for a protein of 975 amino acids.
CCCGGUACCAAGAUGGCGGCAGAAGCAGCUGGUGGGAAAUACAGAGGCACAGUGAGCAAAAGCAAAGACCCCUCGGGGCUACUCAUCUCGGUGAUCAGGACUCUCUCAACCAGUGAUGAUGUCGAAGACAGAGAAAAUGAGAAGGGCCGCCUUGAAGAGGCCUAUGAGAAAUGUGACCGUGACCUGGACGAGCUGAUCGUGCAGCACUAUACAGAGCUGACGACCGCCAUUCGCACAUACCAGAGCAUCACGGAGCGCAUCACCAACUCGCGGAAUAAGAUCAAGCAGGUGAAAGAAAGUCUGCUCUCAUGCAAGAUGCUCUUGCACUGCAAGCGGGAUGAGCUUCGCAAACUGUGGAUUGAAGGAAUCGAACAUAAGCAUGUCUUGAACCUGCUGGAUGAAAUAGAGAACAUCAAGCAAGUGCCUCAGAAGCUGGAACAGUGCAUGGUCAGCAAGCACUAUCUCAGUGCCACUGACAUGUUGGUGUCAGCAGUUGAAUCUUUGGAGGGCCCCCUGCUCCAGGUGGAAGGACUGAGUGACCUUAGGUUGGAGCUUCACAGCAAGAAGAUGAACCUCCACUUGGUUCUCAUCGAUGAACUGCACCGGCAUCUGUACAUCAAAUCUACUAGCAGAGUCAUGCAGCAGCCCAAGGAGAAAGGAAGGAUGAGCUCCCAUAUGAAAGAUGCAUCUCCUGUUCCUCUGAUUGAUGUUACAAACCUUCCUACUCCCAGAAAAUUCCUUGAUGGGUCUCAGUAUUCUACUCCUGGAAGCUCAAGUGUGAAGGAGAUGAACUUGCAGGAUAUCAAAGAGGAUUUGGAAUUGGAUCCAGAGGAAAACAGCACCCUUUUUAUGGGCAUCCUUAUCAAGGGGUUGGCCAAACUAAAGAAGAUUCCAGAGACAGUGAAGGCCAUCAAAGAACGUUUGGAGCAGGAGCUAAAGCAAAUUGUGAAGAGGUCUACAACCCAGGUGGCCGACAGUGGCUAUCAGAGGGGGGAGAACCUCACUGUGGAGAACCAGCCAAGAUUGCUUCUAGAACUGCUGGAACUGCUGUUUGACAAGUUUAACGCUGUUGCCAGUGCGCACUCUGUGGUCCUGGGAUACCUACAGGACACCGUGGUGACUCCCCAGACCCAGCAGGAAGAUGUCAAGCUGUAUGACAUGGCAGAUGUGUGGGUGAAGAUCCAAGAUGUUCUGCAGAUGCUGCUGACCGAGUACUUGGAUAUGAAAAACACUCGCACAGCCUCUGAACCGUCAGCACAACUCAGUUAUGCCAGCACUGGACGAGAGUUUGCAGCCUUUUUUGCCAAGAAGAAACCUCAAAGGCCAAAAAAUUCUCUUUUCAAGUUCGAGUCGUCCUCCCAUGCCAUCAGCAUGAGCGCCUACUUGCGGGAGCAGAGGCGGGAGCUCUACAGUAGGAGUGGAGAACUUCAAGGGGGUCCUGAUGACAACUUAAUUGAAGGUGGAGGGACAAAAUUUGUCUGCAAACCUGGAGCCAGAAAUAUUACGGUCAUAUUCCAUCCAUUACUAAGAUUCAUUCAGGAGAUUGAGCAUGCCCUUGGGCUUGGUCCUGCCAAACAGUGUCCUCUUCGAGAAUUUCUCACCGUGUACAUCAAAAAUAUCUUCCUCAAUCAGGUCUUGGCAGAGAUCAACAAGGAGAUUGAGGGUGUCACUAAAACAUCAGACCCCUUGAAAAUUCUCGCAAAUGCAGACACCAUGAAGGUUCUGGGGGUGCAGCGACCUCUCCUGCAGAGCACAAUCAUUGUGGAGAAGACCGUACAGGACCUCAUGAAUCUGAUGCAUGACUUGAGUGCCUACUCAGACCAGUUCCUCAACAUGGUGUGCGUGAAGCUCCAGGAGUACAAGUAUACCUGUACAGUAGCCUACAGGAGCAUUGUCCAAUCAGAAGAAAAGCUUGUUAUCAGUGCAUCUUGGGCAAAAGAUGACGACAUCAGCAGACUCUUGAAAUCACUACCAAACUGGAUUAAUAUGGCUCAGCCCAAACAGCUGAGGGCAAAGAGAGAAGAAGAAGAAGAUUUUAUAAGGGCAGCCUUUGGCAAGGAGUCAGAAGUUCUUAUUGGGAACCUGGGUGAUAAAUUAAUCCCUGCCCAAGAUGUCCUGCGGGAUGUCAGUGACCUCAAAGCCUUGGCCAACAUGCAGGAGAGCCUGGAGUGGCUAGCCGGUCGGACCAAGUCAGCGUUCUCCAACUUGUCCUCCUCCCAGAUGCUGUCUCCUGCUCAGGAUAGCCACGUGAGUGUGGAUCUUCCCCCAGUGUCAGAGCAGAUCAUGCAGACUCUGAGUGAACUUGCCAGAUCUUUCCAGGAGAUGGCCGACCGUUGCUUGCUGGUCCUACAUCUGGAAGUCAGGGUUCACUGUUUCCACUAUCUCAUCCCUCUUGCAAAGGAGGGAAACUAUGCCAUUGUCGCUAAUGUGGAAAGCAUGGAUUAUGACCCUCUGGUGGUGAAGCUCAACAAGGACAUCAGCGCCAUUGAGGAAGCCAUGAGUGCCAGUCUUCAGCAGCACAAGUUCCAGUAUAUAUUUGAAGGACUGGGACACCUGAUCUCCUGCAUCCUCAUUAAUGGUGCACAGUACUUCAGGCGCAUCAGUGAGUCUGGCAUCAAGAAAAUGUGCAGGAACAUUUUUGUUCUUCAGCAGAAUUUGACUAACAUCACCAUGUCCCGAGAGGCCGACCUGGACUUUGCAAGGCAGUACUACGAGAUGUUGUACAACACAGCCGAUGAGCUCCUGAACCUGGUGGUGGACCAGGGCGUAAAGUACACGGAGCUGGAGUAUAUCCAUGCCCUGACCUUGCUGCACCGCAGUCAGACGGGCGUGGGAGACCAGACCACCCAGAACACAAGGCUGCAGCGACUCAAGGAGAUCAUCUGCGAGCAGGCUGCCAUCAAGCAGGCCACCAAGGACAAGAAAAUCACCACGGUUUAAUGGGGUGCAUUUCUGGGAGGGGGGUCUGGGGGGAGAAACUGGCUGCUUGUGUUUUCUUAUUCACACUCCUUUCUUUGAUCUGUUUGGUAUAUUCUACACUGAUUUAGUUUUCUCUACAGUGAUACUUUAGUGGAGAGAAGUUAUAAGGAUUUUUUUUUUCUCUGUAGUUUUGGCUUUUCAUAUCAAUUGUCAAGAGAGUUUUUAGUACAUUAGCUUUGGGUUUGGCAACUACUUUAACGUAGUCAGUGCCAAAGGGACUUGGGUGGGGUGGGAGGUAAUGUCAAGUUGUUAGACUGAACAAAUGAAUGCAUGCAUUACUAACACGUUCUUUCUUACCCAACAAUCUCUGGAAAGUAAAAUACUACCCGAGAUCUACUCCCAACCUAAAAUCACAACUACAUAAGCAGUAAGAUUUGUAUUCUCUUGGCCUUGUGGGUUACAAUUCAACGAAAUGUAUGUGCAUUGCUUUCUGUGUAGCCGAGGUCAAACAAUGACUUCUCCACUGGCUGUAGUUUUCAACAACUUCCCUAACCAAAACAGGCCCUCUUCAGGACCGGGGGCAAAGACCACUUAUCUCAAUUGAGCUACCUGCUGUAACUCAUACAUAGAAUACAGGUUUUUGUUAUUUUCACUGUAUCUCAAAAAACUGCCAGCAGAUGAAUGACAAAAAUGGGAGAAUGAAUGAUGAUUCAACCCUCUUCUUGAAUUUCUCCCCUCUGCUCUCCAAGAGAAAACGGUGACAGAGCAGAGCACUUUGCAACGUAUCGGCAACACUGGACACGAAUGAGUCUUAGAUGCUCCCUUAGUGUCUUUAUGAACCCCCAAGUAUUGCUCACCUUGGAAAGCAGCCCUGGUCUGCUCCCCUGAAUGGGCAGACCAUGGGACAGCCACGUGUCCCUCGUGCAUGAGUCCACACAGAGCCCAUCCCUCCAUGCUGCUCUCUGUGGCAUGAGCAGUCCAUGGCUGGUCACUGCCCGCACCACUCUCUCCCGCUUUCCAAGCGCUCUUGCUGCCCAUGGGUGGUAGUCACAGGAAGAAACUAUGUGCUGAUGUGGACAUAUUUGGAAAGGAGAGCAGAAGGACUUUGACCACACAUGGUCAUGCCUCGCGCUGUGAAGGUCCAAAAUUAUAUGCCUGUUUGUGCAAAUUUGGUCUUGGUGGAAAAGAGCAGAACAUUAAAUGAAAAUUAAAUAAAUGUUUUGAGAAG